Messenger RNA from Caenorhabditis angaria, 2788 nucleotides. NCBI's taxonomy places the organism in Eukaryota, Metazoa, Nematoda, Chromadorea, Rhabditida, Rhabditidae. The record is from the annotation of a GenBank genome assembly.
AUGUCUAACAUCACAUCAGACGGGUCUAUUGAAAUACAGUGUAAUUUGAGUUAUGAUAACACUUGGGAAAUAAUCAAAUAUGUUAUUCAAUUUGUCUAUUUGAUUUUUGGAAGUGUUUUACAUUUAUUGAUUUUGAGGACGGUUUUUUGGAAGGAGAAGACUUAUCGGAGCAAUUCGUUUUUCAUGAUUUAUGCGUUGGAUUCUCUGGGGGUGAGUUUAAACCGCAAGCUUACAAUUAACUUGGGUUAGAUACGCAAGUGAUACGGGUUACUGUAGUGCGUUUCUCGAGUUCCUGUAAAACAUUCUGGGAUCAUGAAAAAAAAUUUCAAAUUGCCUCCAAAAAGUCAUGUCUGCAAACACCGCGACAAACUUUUGCGUACAGUAGGACAUGUUUUUUCCAGAGUUUAUUAAUGCUAUGUUUUGCCGCUUCUCUAACCCGUCCCUUCCUAUUCAUCCCUCCACUCUGCCCAAUUCUUUCCCCAAUUUUCUUCGAACCCUCAAUAUUCCUCCAAGCCUUGUAUAUUUUCCCGAAUUAUCUUCGAGCUAUCAAAUCUGUCACUCAAAUUUUAAUGAGUAUAAAUCGUAUGACUUGUGUAAUAUCACCAAUGAAUUAUAUCACAAUUUGGAAAAAAUAUCUGAAAUUUGCGAUAAUUAUCACACUCCUCAGCCCAUUCUUGGUUAUUUGGAACUUAUUUCUAUCGCGAGUUUAUAUAAGUCCAUCGCGUGGCGGAUUUUCGCCAAAUUAUUUGAAGUAUGUGGAAUGGGCGAGUCUAUCACUAUUUCAUCUUGUUUUCAUAUCUUUGGCUAUAAUUAUCACAAUAAUUAGCACUGUUAUAACUCUAACUUAUCUGUUGAUGCUUCCAAUGCGCCUCAAAUCUGCUGAACGAACUUUGUGCUUUGCAAAUAUCACAAUUUCAAUUGAUUUUAUGAUUAUUGCAAGCUUCCAGACUGUUUUUGCAUUUUUCCCGAUUUUUGAUUCGAGCACUUUGUACACUUUGCAUUUUUAUAGUUAUGAUUUUUUGAAUUUAAGGUGACAUGUUAAUUUUAUUUGUAAACAUUUUCAAUUUUUUCAGUGCUCCGAUUGUUCUGAUCUUGAUUAAUCCUCAACUUCGCGAUCAUAUUUUCAAAGGGGGAAGUUCUGCAAUCAAAGUUACUGCAACUCAAAAUAGUAUGCACUAAUAGUAUUACUAACUAAUAGCAAAUAAAAUUCUCCCAAAAAAAAAUUCAGCUGCUCUUUUCAAUUCAGUCUCAAUGUCCAACAUCACUCUAGAUGGUCGAAUUGAAAUCGAAUGUGAUUUGAGUUAUGAUAACUCUUCGGAAAUUAUCAAAUGUCUAUUUCAGUGUACAUAUCUGCUGUUUGGGGUUAGCUUACACUUAUUGAUUUUGAGGACGAUUUUAUGGAAGGAGAGAAGGGUUUAUCGAUCGAAUUCGUUUUUUAUGAUCUAUGCGUUGGAUUCGAUUGGGGUGGGUCGAGCGAAGCGAGUGUAAACCGCAAGCUUCCGCGCAGCGGCACUGUCUUCCGCGAAGCGGCCAGGCCUAAGGUCUCAGCCCGAGCUCCAGGCUCAAGCCUAGAUCUAGUUUUAAUUACCGAGCGCCCCUGGCGCGAGUGUAAACCGCAAGCUUCCGCGCAGCGGCACUGUCUUCCGCGAAGUGGCCAGGCCUAAGGUCUCAGCCCGAGCUCCAGGCUCAAGCCUAGGUCUAGUUUUAAUUCUCGAGCGCCCCUGGCGCGAGUGUAAACCGUAAGCUUCCGCGCAGCGGCACUGUCUUCCGCGAAACGGCCAGGCCUAGGAUCAGCCCGAGCUCCAGGCUUAGGUCUAGUUUUUUUUAGGAGAUGAAUUUCGAAAUUUCUGUUGAUUUAGAAUAAGUUACCCAAACUCUUGAGAAUUUAUUUCAUGUAAAAAUCCAACGUCAAUGAGUUGUUUUGAAACAUCUGUUGUUGGAAUCCCCAGAAUCUCUAGAUCUCACCUGUCUCCUUCACAGUCAUUCCCAUCCCUCCAGAGUACAAUCAUGCUAACACUUGCCGCUUUCAUCGGCCGUCCAAUCAUGUUCAUCCCUCCACUCUGCCCAAUUCUAUCCCCAUUUUUCUUCGAACCCUCGAUGUUUCUAUCAUCCCUAUAUGUAAUUCCGAAUUAUCUUCGAGCUGCAAGAUCAGUCAAUCAAAUAAUGAUGAGUAUAAAUCGUAUGACUUGUGUGAUAUUCCCCAUGGAUUAUAUCACAAUUUGGAAAAAGUAUCUGAAAAUUGCGAUAAUUAUCACACUCCUCAGCCCAUUUUUAGUGAUUUGGAACUUAUUUCUAUCGCGAGUUUAUAUAAGUCCAUCACGUGGCGGGUUUUCACCGAAUUAUUUGAAAUAUAUCCAGUGGGCGAGUAUAUCCCUACUACAACUCUCAUUCCUGACUCUGGCUAUAAUUAUCACAAUAAUUAGCACUGUUAUAACUCUAACUUAUUUAUUAAUGCUUCCAAUGCGACUUAAAUCUGCGGAAAAAUCGUUGUGCUUUGCAAAUAUCACGAUUUCAAUUGCAUUUUUAAUCAUUGCAAGUUUUCAAAGUUUAUUCGCAUUUUUCACACUUUUCGAUGCUGGUACUCUAUUCAUUCUGCAAUUUUAUGGAUAUGAUAUUCUGAAUUUAAGGUACCCCGUUUUCCUUAAAGUGUAAAAUCCUUCAGGGUUUUUCCAGCUCUCCAAUUGUGCUGAUCUUGAUAAGUCCUCAACUCCGCGAGCACAUUUUUUUCAAAAAGGAAAUGAGAAGUGGAGCUGUUAAAGUUUCAGCAACUCAGCAUAGUAUCCUUUAG